CUCUCUGCCUUCUGCCCCACACCAAAAGUGAUCAGGUGCAUGACCAACACCCCUGUGAUUGUCCGGGAAGGUGCGACGGUCUAUGCCACCGGGACGCACGCGGACGUGGAGGAUGGGAAGCUCUUGGAACAACUGAUGGCCAGCGUAGGCUUCUGCACCGAGGUGGAAGAGGACCUGAUAGAUGCUGUAACAGGGCUGAGUGGCAGUGGCCCCGCGUAUGCGUUCACUGCCCUGGAUGCUCUGGCAGACGGCGGAGUGAAGAUGGGCCUUCCCCGCAGACUGGCUGUUCGACUUGGAGCACAGGCCUUGCUGGGCGCUGCCAAAAUGCUGUUAGAAUCUGAGCAGCAUCCUGGCCAGCUGAAGGACAACGUCUGCUCGCCCGGGGGGGCCACCAUCCACGCCCUGCACUUCCUGGAGAGCGGUGGCUUUCGCUCGCUCCUGAUCAAUGCUGUGGAGGCUUCCUGCAUCCGGACGAGGGAGCUGCAGCACUUGGCAGACCAGGAGAAGAUCUCCCCAGCAGCCAUAAAGAAGACUUUGUUGGAUAAGGUGAAGCUGGAGUCUCCCUCUCUCUCCAUGGCAUCUGCCGGCAAAGUCAGCCUGUUCAACAGCAAGAGCCCCAGCAGCAAGAACUGAGCAGGCCGCUGCAUUCCGGCCGCACUCCGGUCUCCUCCACGCCCUUUCUCUCUGCCUCAGGAAAAGCGCUCACCCUGGAUGUUGGUGUCCCCAAAGCUGGCUCUGGCCUUGCCGCAGCUGUGGGGCA
Molecule: messenger RNA, 760 nt
Organism: Eurypyga helias (sunbittern)
Lineage: Eukaryota; Metazoa; Chordata; Aves; Eurypygiformes; Eurypygidae
Product: pyrroline-5-carboxylate reductase 2-like
Exons: 4
Coding region: 40-633 (197 amino acids)
Biological process (GO): L-proline biosynthetic process
Molecular function (GO): pyrroline-5-carboxylate reductase activity
Source: RefSeq, a predicted model, not a curated record